Molecule: messenger RNA, 3399 nt
Organism: Ceratosolen solmsi marchali
Lineage: Eukaryota; Metazoa; Arthropoda; Insecta; Hymenoptera; Agaonidae
Gene: fwd
Product: phosphatidylinositol 4-kinase beta fwd
Exons: 12
Coding region: 56-3160 (1034 amino acids)
Biological process (GO): phosphatidylinositol phosphate biosynthetic process; phosphatidylinositol-mediated signaling
Cellular component (GO): cytoplasm; membrane
Molecular function (GO): 1-phosphatidylinositol 4-kinase activity
Source: RefSeq, a predicted model, not a curated record
UUCAUCAUGUAUCUCAGAUGACUAUUGGUGAAUUAAAUGCUCAUUAGGCUUUACUAUGAGCGAGAUAAUAGCUGUGCCAGUGUCCAGUAGUGGACAAACUCGUCAAGAAAAUGUUACACACUUGAAGAGACACAAAUUAAGUGGAUGCAAUGUUCCACUUGUUCACGGCAGACCGAAUCCACCGGUCAUUACGCGCAAUAGAUUAACAGCGCAUCAACGAAAUCACAGUUUAGAUUUUAGGUCAAUGGGUAUCUUGUUACCACCUGUCCCUCAGGCAACUGUGACAACUUUAACAUUACAUCAUAGAAAUCGAAGUUUAGAUUCUGCUUUACAACGAAUUCCCGAAGUAGAUAUUAUAUCAAGUCCAGAAUGCGAGAUAAAUACAACGCCAGCAACUAAAUCUGUAACAAGUCAUAAAAACCAAAGUAGGGAGCGCGAUGAUCUUGCUAGUUUGGGUUCUGACGAUUCUGGAAUAUUGUGUGGCUCUGAUAGUGGUUCUAGCGAUACUGCAAAUAUUACAACAAGAGGGUCGAGCACAGAUCACUUACACAGCAGGGAAAGCUUGGAUUCAUCAUUAUCACAAGUUGGAGAUAUAGAUGUUGAUGUUAUUGAUGGAGAACUUUGUAAUCUAUCAAUAUCUCCCGUACAGUUGAUGAUUGGUGAGUCUGUAGAAAACGAUCAAGCAAAUAGCGUUGGCUGCGAUCCCAAGCAAAAGAAAUACGAAUGUGCGUCCAAUGAAUUGCAAAAUAUUUGCGAUUAUUCGGUCAAAGAAGUUCGCGAUACAGAGUCUGGAUCUUCAAAUGUUCAGGGCACUUUGGACAUCGCUGUGGUACCACGGGAUCUGUCGGGUGCAGCAAUGACGUUAUGCUGUGGCACUGGACAACCAGAAGUAUACACUGUGAAGAACGAGCCAAAAGUAAAGAGACAAGAGACUGUGCAGCCUAAACCUUCAGAAGGAUACUUGCUUAGGUUAUUUGAAUGUCAAGUCUUUGACAUGUCCAUGGCCAUAUCUUAUUUAUUUAAUUCAAAAGAGCCAGGUGUUCAGAGUUAUUUGGGUAAUAAGUUAUUUAGCUUUCCUGAUAAUGAUGUGGACUUCUAUUUACCACAGUUGGUUUUAAUGUACAUACAAUUGCACGAUCUUACAGAAGUUCUUUAUCCAUAUCUUGUUCAUAGGUGUAGGCAUUCAGUAGAUUUUUCAUUAAAGUGUGCUUGGUUAUUAGAUGCAUACAGUUCAGAUGCUCAUUUGCCAUCAAAAAAGGAAUCUCACGGGCCUAAGUUGAAAAAUUUGAUACUUUCAGAUGAACUUAGACCAAAAGGAAAGAAUCGUCCUAUUGGAUUUCAAGUUCCGCUUGCAUCUUCUUUAUCUAUCAUUCAAACUGUACCAUCUCCUAACAAAAAAACCCACCAAAGAUCUCAAUCUGAUGCCACUGGCUUAUUUCAAAGUCUGCGUCGUAGUCAUUCCGGUCCAGUAAAUAGAAUUUGUCUUGGAAACCUUAGUUCUGGUAGAGCUUUUAAUAAUGGAUGUACUUGCUUUAAUUCCUGCCAAGGAGUGGUAAAUGAUUUACGAGGUCAGAAGACUGAUUGUAUCUGCAAUGCACCUCGACUCGCACCGGAGCUUGAGUUCAUUCGGGCAUUGAUAACAAUCGGAAAGCUGCUUGGAAUAAUACCUACAAAAGAAGGGAAAACUGUUCAACUUGUUGCCCAGCUCAAUACAUUGAAUUUAAACCUUCCAGCAAGGGUGUGGAUUCCGUUACAUUCAACUGUACCUCAUCACAUUGUUAGAGUCCCGCCACAGUAUGCAGCAGUAUUGAAUAGCAAAGAUAAAGCUCCAUAUAUAAUAUAUGUAGAAGUUCUUGAAGUCGAUGAUUUGUAUACAUCACCAGUGCCAACUAAAAUAAUGGGAAGUUCAUUACGACAUACGAAAUCCGAAGAAAAUUUAACUGGUGGUGAAUCAUCAGAUAAAACUAAUGUGCCAAGUGAAGAGACUCAACAAUCGUUACUAUCUAUGAAACAAACUUCAAUUAAAACAAGCUACACAAAGAAUCCUGACGUAUCGUUUAACUUUAUUGAUGAUGACCCCAACGACUGUUGGAGUCAAGAAGAUGAUGAAAUUAUGCAACAAUAUCUACAGUUUCAUAAAACAAAGGAUAGGGAUACAAUAUCUCAGCUAAGCCAGGAUUCAUGUAAUAGUCGUGAACCAGUUUUCACUCUUGGUGACGUCAAGAGGCGUUUAACUGAAAUGGCAGCAGCACCGAAGGUUACCUUCAGUCAUGAUCCGGAAGAUCCAUCGGCUGCCGUGUUGAAAGAACCUUGGGAGCAAAAACAGAGGCGUAUACGAACUUCGAGUCCUUAUGGACACUUGGCUUCGUGGCGACUGCUUGCAGUGAUUGUAAAAUGUGGUGAUGAUCUACGUCAAGAAUUGCUAGCAUCUCAACUUCUCAUGAUGCUUCAAAAAGUUUGGCAGGAAGAAUGUCUCCCUUUAUGGCUGCGUCCAUAUAAAAUUCUUUGUCUUUCAAAUGACAGUGGACUUAUCGAACCAAUAUUGAACACAGUUUCUCUCCAUCAAGUAAAGAAGCAUUGUCAGUUAACCUUACUUCAAUAUUUUGAAAGAGAAUUUGGCUCUAUCAAUUCCGAUGCUUUCCUUAUUGCACAAAAGAAUUUUGUUCAGAGUUGUGCGGCUUAUUGUCUUGUUAGUUACUUAAUUCAAGUAAAAGAUCGUCACAAUGGUAACAUAUUAUUGCAUAGUGAUGGACACCUAAUUCACAUUGAUUUUGGUUUUAUUUUGUCAACAUCGCCUCGAAAUCUUGGCUUUGAAACAAGUCCGUUUAAAUUGACUCCAGAAUUCGUUGAAGUAAUGGGCGGAAAUCAGUCGAAGAUGUAUAUAGAAUUUAAGAUGUUAAUUUUACAAGGUUUAAUAGCUGCAAGGAAACAUAUGGAGAAAAUAGUGAAUCUUGUUGAAAUAAUGGUAUCAGGCUCUCAGUUGCCAUGCUUUCGUAAUGGUGGUGCAUCUACAGUUCAAGGUUUAAAAAAUAGAUGUCAUCUUACUUUAACAGAAGAUCAGUUGCGUAAGCAUGUUGAUUAUUUAGUAGAAGGAAGUCUCCAUUCGUGGUCCACAAAACUUUAUGAUAGAUAUCAAUACUUUGCAAAUGGCACUCUUUAAGGGUUAAUAUCUGUGUACAAGUUAUCUUACCGAUUUUCACAUCUGUCAAGAUUUUCGUUAAAACAGAUUGAUUUACGUUUUGUAAAUGUUUCGUCAUAAUUUCGAAGAGAUAUACUUUAAAGCAUUCCAAAAGCCAAAAAGUUUUAUUGAUGUAUAUUGAAUAGUGGGUGAAGACUGAAAAUAUUUAGUAAUUCACGUGUCGCAAUUUUAAACUUUUAAAAAAAGAAUAAAUUGUGAAA